AUAAUCUUUUUUUGUUGUUGUUGUUUAAAAAGGAAGAUGUUUGAACAAUAUUGGAGACGAUUUUCAAAAGUUAUUUUUAUUCAAAUUUUGGAAUGUGGAAAGUGAAGAAGACAAGGACAGUAAACCCAGAAAAAUAUGAUGCAGAUGCUUCUGAGAUGAUCGUGGGCAACCUAAAGAAAUCAAUUCCCAGGAUGAGAACUGUGAGGUCAAAGAACAGUAAAUGUCUCAUUACUACUACAUAUGAGACAUCGGGGAAUAAAAUGAGGCUUUGUGUCAACCUAAUGCCUGUUUUGGCAGCAGCCAAAGAGCCGGUGGAGGAACAGGAGGAGAAAGAAGAGGACAACAGCUGGACAAGUAAAAGGAAACCUGAAACCGGCAGCAAAAAUGACCCACCUGUCACUGAAUCAACGGAACAAAUACUUGAUUCCAGCGAUUCUUACACAGGAUUAAAUCUAGAGACUGACAUGCAACAAGCACAAAGUCCUCAGUUUGUGUUGCCGCCUAUAUCUCAACGUAAACCAGCUCCUGGGUGCUGUGACCAUCGGAAAACCAAGGGCUGCCCCACACCUCUACCUCCCAUCAGUUUACCUGAGCAAACCAGGACUGUCUCUUCAAACUUUACAACAACAGGGCACGGAGACAACUGGUUAGUUACAGGACAAGAUGCAGACACCAGGCCCUGGAUAGACAAUCCCCUGUUCUCCAGAAGUAGAUCUCCUGAAUUUCAUCUUCCUGACAUCUCCAUGUCCAGUCUGAGCGCUCUGCUGCAGACCAUCUCACAGAAACUGGAGAGGAAGAGCAGAGGUGGUCAUGAAGGACCAUGGAGACGUGCACAGUCUGAUCACCUCCUCGCGGCUGGCGGUGAACAACGUUUGAGAGGAAAGAGUUUCGCGCUGCAGAGCGACUGCUGCACACACGACUGCUGCACACACGACAGAAACCUGGCCAUUGAAGCCGAACCAUCAGCGGGUGGACACAGUGUAAGGGGACAGAUGAGCCUUCCUCCACCACAAACAACGCUCAUCCUCACCAUGACGAAAAAAAACCUCCUGCCUCCCAACAUGCUGCAGUGA
Messenger RNA from Scatophagus argus, 1073 nucleotides. RefSeq lists its product as uncharacterized. The transcript is spliced from 3 exons. The record is from RefSeq and is a predicted model, not a curated record. Bases 93 to 1073 code for a protein of 326 amino acids. Lineage: Eukaryota; Metazoa; Chordata; Actinopteri; Scatophagidae.